Messenger RNA from Serpula lacrymans var. lacrymans S7.9, 4856 nucleotides. Its product is annotated as glycoside hydrolase family 13 protein. Gene Ontology annotation, biological process: glycogen catabolic process. The transcript is spliced from 14 exons. Bases 1 to 4695 code for a protein of 1564 amino acids. The record is from RefSeq and is a predicted model, not a curated record. Lineage: Eukaryota; Fungi; Basidiomycota; Agaricomycetes; Boletales; Serpulaceae. Gene Ontology annotation, molecular function: amylo-alpha-1,6-glucosidase activity; 4-alpha-glucanotransferase activity.
AUGUCAUCCUCUUCACCACUCACGCCAAAAACGCCUGCGGAUGAAGGCAAAGAGUUUUUUCUGAGAGAAAGACAUGAGGGAGAGCAGCCGAUACGCGUAUACGAGCUGAGGCUGGAUCCUGAUGGUGGCCCCAACAAAGACCGAUCUUAUAUACGUCUCCCUCCAGCGUAUGUUCCGUAUAUUCUUCGCGUGUCGCUUGAUGCAGGGAUGCCGGCUUCCAAGAAUGGUGUCUUCAAGACCAACUUUCCUCUUGACGGAGGGGCAUUUGGACGCGACAAAUUCUGUGAACGAAAGUUACCCACCAAUUUCUCGAAGCCGAUUCAAGUCGAUCUUCCCAUAUCUCAUGCAGGAGCAUUCGUCUAUUGGAUCGAGUAUGACGGCGACAAACCUGGGGAGCGAAUCAAGGGCCGAGAAGGCUACAUCAAUAUAGAUCCCAUUCUCCGCAUAAAGGCGCGCUCUUCUGUCCUAUCUUCGGACCUGAGGCUGUUGUUACCCUCUGAGGGCGGUCUUGCAGUAUCACCAGAAUAUAUCAAUCUACCACUUGGUGGGCUUGUCAUAUUGACUGUGGUAUCUAAGUGGAUGGGUCCGAUCUCACAAUGGCGGCAGCAUUUCUCUGAGGCUAGCGAACGAGGAUACACUAUGCUACAUUGGACACCUUUGCAAGAGCGAGGCGAGAGCGAUAGUCCAUACUCAAUCAGAGAUCAAACGAGGUAUGAUCCAUCUAUGUAUGACGAGAAAAAAGAUUCCGACUGGGAAAAGGCAAAGUUAGAGGAGAUACUCAAUGUUGCUAAGGAGGAAUUUGGCUUGCUUAAUUUAACCGACGUGGUGCUGAACCACACGGCGAACGACAGCAAAUGGCUAGUGGAUCAUCCAGAGGCCGGUUACAGCCCUGCGAACACUCCUCAUUUAACGCCAGCUUUUGAGUUGGAUUGUGCCAUGGUUGCCUUCUCUGCGGAACUCUCAUCAAAAGGCCUACCGACCCGUGUCACGUCAGAAAAUGACGUAGAAGUUCUUGUCGACGCAUUUCAUGGGCACAUCAAACUGUUAAACUUAUGGCAGUACUAUGUUCUUGACGUUCAGGGGGAAAAGAAUUCCGUCAAAGCAGCACUUUCUAGUAAAACUGUGCUCUGGGAGGGUCCGAAAUUGUCGGGUAAAUCCGUCGUCGCUUUGGCUGAUAUCCUCAGGUCAUCAGGAUUGGUUAAAGGUUUAGGAAAACUGGCCUCCCGGUUUGGCGUACAUGUCGAUGGUGGCGUGGCUGCCGGGUUCAUCAAGUCCGCAUUCAUUGAUCUCGAAGAUCCCAAUACGUUAGCUGAGGCAUGGGGUCGGGUGGUUGACGUAUUGAAUGUGCCAUUAUAUGCCGAGUGGGAUGAAGAUACGAAGAUCGCACUAGGAAAUAUGAAAAAUAGGCUAAGGUAUACCAGGUUAGAUGAAGGAGGUCCAAAGCUAGGCGAAAUAACGAAAUAUUCCCCGCUCGUGGAAUCGUACUUUACACGAUUACUGCAUCAACCCGAUGCUGACCCCAUGAAAUAUUCUCUAGCAAAUAACGGUUGGAUCUGGAACGCUGAUCCUCUGCAAAACUUUGCUCUUCUUCCGUCCAGAGCAUAUCUUCGCCGUGAAGUCAUUGUUUGGGGUGAUUGUGUGAAGUUGCGAUAUGGCUCUGGACCAUCUGACAACCCUUGGCUCUGGUCCUAUAUGACAUCUUAUGUGACCUCGCUCGCACACACCUUUGACGGCUUUCGUAUAGAUAAUUGCCACUCGACGCCUUUACAUGUUGGCGUGGCAAUGCUUGAUGCGGCGCGAGUGGUGAACCCAAAUCUGUACGUUUGCGCGGAGCUGUUUACAGGAAACGAAGAGAUGGACCUAGUUUUCGUGAGGCGUCUAGGAGUGAACAGCCUGGUAAGGGAAGCGGGGAAUGCCUGGGAUCCCAAAGAAUUUUCAAGGAUUUUGUAUAGACAUGGACUUGGGAAACCUCUCGGGUCCAUGGAUUCGGCCUGUUUAACUAGCAUGGAAGAACUCAGCCCUCCUUUUGGGAAAGGUCCGAUUAGACCUUGUAUUGUCAGCCCACUCAAUGGAUCCGUCCCACAUGCGCUCAUGUAUGAUCUCACUCAUGACAACGAAUCUUAUCUGGAUAAGCGUUCCGCAGAAGACGCUCUGUCCACUGCAGCCUUGGUAGCGUUUUCACAUUGCGCAAUUGGAUCCGUCAAGGGUUUUGAUGAUCUAUAUCCCAAACUACUGAAUCUCGUCUGUGAGAGGAGAAAAUACAAGGUCACUGGCCUUGGGGAGGACUCGGGGAUUGCAAAAGCCAAAAGAGCACUCAAUGGAAUACGUAGGGAGAUGAUCCUUGGUGGUUACGAGGAAGGGCAUGUGCAUCAAGAGAAUGACUACAUUGUUUUUCAUCGGGUUCACCCUCAUACUCAAAAAGGCUACCUACUUGUCGCUCACACUGCCUUCUCCAAAGGCUCCAAAGACCGUGGUCAUAUUACCCCUAUUAAACUUCGUCGCACUCGAGCAAAGUUUAUACUUGGCGCUUACAUUGAUAUAUUGUCAUCUGAGAUACCUCAAGAUUUAGAUACCCUUCAAGGGCUUCCCGGAAAUUUGGUUGGGAUGGCAGAAGUUGUCGUUCCUCAAGGUUUGGACGGUGAAGGACCUUUCUCCGAAAUCAUUGUCCCAGACCAUUUUCCCCCAGGAAGCAUAAUGCUCUUCGAAACUCAGCUGCAGCAACUCGAUGCAACAUUGGACAACGUCCGUGCCACGGGGGCGCAAGAAGCCUUCGCCGAUCUUAACUUAGUUGAUCUCAACGUCAUUAUGUUUCGUGCAGAUGGCGAGGAACGUGACGCCACGAAAGGCGAGAUUGGGGUGUACGAUGUGCCAGGUUGUGGAAAGUUAACGUAUUGCGGUUUAGAAGGGUGGAUGCAUCACCUUCGUCUUAUUAUACGCAACAAUGACUUGGGCCAUCCGUUAUGUGCACAUCUACGAGACGGGAUAUGGGCGCUGGACUACAUUCAUUCGAGGUUAACGAGACAACUAGUGACUUUCCCGAAUAUCUCAAAAGUUGCCGAAUGGUUCCAAGAGAAGUUUGACCGUAUCAAAGCCCAUGCUCCUCCUUUCCUCCGGCCCAAAUACUUCGCCAUUGUAAUUUCUGAAGCAUACAAGGCCUCACGCCGCGCUGCGAUUGAACAAUGUUCCACUUUUAUCUCUACAGGUCACGAUUUUACACAGGAUCUGGCUAUGUGCUCAAUACAAAUGCAUGGUGUGGUGCUUUCUGCUUCUCUAGACCCCGGAAAGCCUACACCAUCACUUGCUGCGGGCUUGCCACAUUUUGCAGCAGGUUGGGCUAGAUGUUGGGGGAGGGACGUAUUCAUAUCCCUAAGAGGAUUAUUCCUCACAACUGGAAAUUUCAAGGACGCCAAGAAACAUAUUCUAGCUUUUGCGUCGACACUGAAGCAUGGGCUAAUACCAAAUCUACUAGAUUCCGUAAGGAGCCCGAGGUACAACUCUCGCGACUCGCCCUGGUGGAUGUUGCAAAAUAUCCAGGAUUAUGUAGUCGAUGCACCAGACGGUCUUUCACUCUUAUCCGAGCCUGUGAGGCGCAGGUUCCCGAAGAAUGAUAUGUGGAUCUCAUGGGAUGAUCCUCGGGCAUAUGCUUAUACAAGCACAGUAGCCGAAAUCGUGCAGGAGAUCCUUCAACGUCACGCAAAUGGAAUCUCAUUCCGUGAAUACAAUGCUGGGCCAAAUCUGGAUAUGCAAAUGAACGAUGAAGGAUUUAACAUUCACAUCAGAGUAGAUUGGACCACGGGGUUCAUUUUUGGUGGAAACCAGCACAACUGUGGGACAUGGAUGGAUAAAAUGGGCGAGUCACAGAAAGCAGGGACAAAGGGUGUGCCAGGAACCCCUAGAGAUGGAGCGCCUAUCGAAAUAACGGGCUUGUUGAAGAGCACUCUGAGAUGGCUGGAUAAACUCUCACAAGCAGGAAACUUCCCUUUCAAGGGAGUCAAUGCAGAUAUUAACGGGAAGGAAAAGUUUGUGACUUAUAAGGAGUGGAACGACCUCAUACAGUCGUCUUUCGAAAAGUGUUAUUAUGUGCCCCUCGAGAGUAUUGAAGACGUGAAGUACAGCAUUAACCCUAGUAUUGUGAACCGAAGAGGUAUAUACAAAGACGUAUAUGGCUCAGGGUCGGGGCGCGAGUGGUCCGAUUAUCAGUUCCGCGCUAACUUCCCCAUUGCAAUGGCCGUUGCACCAGAGUUGUUUGACCAACAACACGCCCUUCAUGCCUUACAACUCGCAGACAAGAUAUUGCGCAGUCCCCUUGGCAUGAAAACAUUGGAUCCGAAUGACUUGCAAUAUCGUCCUUAUUACGAUAACUCAAGCGACUCCACGGAUGCCGCCACUGCCAAAGGCUUGAAUUAUCAUAACGGGCCUGAAUGGGCUUGGCCUCUGGGAUACUUUUUGCGAGCAUAUCUCUACUUCGAUACGCGGGUUGGAUCAGGCAAGGAGGAUAAUACGCAGACGCUGCAUCACUUGCAUAAAAUUCUCCUGCCAGCUCGCCGGUAUAUUCAAAAUGACCCAUGGGCUGGUAUUCCGGAACUAACAAAUAAAGACGGACAACACUGUCCACAUUCAUGUAACACGCAGGCAUGGAGCGCAAGCACGCUAUUAGAUUUCUUGGAGGAUGUCCAUAAGAUGGGACUUACAUGAAAACGUACAAGAUGUAGUUUCCCGGGGUUGGGUGAUGUUGUAAUGACAAUAAUGUUGCCUCCGGUCUCGAGCCCCUUCCAGGAUCUUUAUCUCAUGUAGAAAUUUCUCUGCGCGCAUCGAUAUUAUUUGAAGACAAGGUGUUAAAGUAACACCUAUGACAC